Molecule: messenger RNA, 10345 nt
Organism: Cryptotermes secundus
Lineage: Eukaryota; Metazoa; Arthropoda; Insecta; Blattodea; Kalotermitidae
Gene: Ppn
Product: papilin
Exons: 42
Coding region: 405-9041 (2878 amino acids)
Biological process (GO): extracellular matrix organization
Cellular component (GO): extracellular region; extracellular matrix
Molecular function (GO): metalloendopeptidase activity; serine-type endopeptidase inhibitor activity
Source: RefSeq, a predicted model, not a curated record
CACUUCCCUCAGCAUCCAGCUCCAGAGCCCCUCGCAGUGUGAGCGGGCCAAUCCAAACCCAUCAACUACAGCCUGCAGGCGGGCGGGAAGAGCGGGCGGUGUAUAUACAAACCAACUCUCGAGUCUUCAGUGGGCACAGUUCAGUUGUAUGGAAGUUGUUAGGGUGAGCAGCGAGUCCAAGCGGUCCACUGUUUGCAGCGACUACACAUGGCCAACGCUUUGAUGCAACACUAACUAAAUCUUCCUGAACCAUAUCGUAUUAGAGUUUUUUUGUUGUUGUGGUUUUAUGAAUAUUACGAAUUAACUGCCGACGGACUUGAGCUUCGGUAGACACUCAUAGCUGUACAGUGUCUGCGCAGGCGUCGUCCUCAGGCUUCUGUGCGGUUACAGCCAGGACAUCAAGGAUGGACCUUCACCGACACCUCCGGUCCUUGGCGCUGCUGGUCUUCAUCCUAGCUACGUACUUCAGCACGGUUCUAGCCAGACGUCACCACCCAGUACGGCACCGCCAUGACAGACACAAGCGCCAACACGCUCAUGCCGCGUCACAGACCUACCUACCCGGAAGUUUUGUGGUAGACGGUGGCGCCGCGACGCCUGAGUCCGGCAACUGGGGACCAUGGUCCGAGCCCAGUGACUGCUCGCGCUCUUGCGGCGGUGGUGUUGCCUUCCAGACGCGCCGAUGUCGAGACGUCAGUGAUACUGGAGAGGAACUGUGUCAAGGCGGUAGCAAGAGGUAUUUCUCCUGUAACAUUCAGGAUUGCCCUGAAGUUUCAACAGACUUCCGAGCAGAGCAGUGCUCUGAAUUUAACGCAAUUCCAUUCGAAGGAAGAUAUUACAAGUGGGUGCCAUACACAAAAGCUCCAAAUAAGUGUGAACUAAACUGCAUGCCAAGAGGCGAGCGAUUCUACUACCGUCACAAAAGGAAAGUCAUUGAUGGAACAAGGUGUGAUGAAGAGAAGCUAGACAUCUGUGUUGAUGGCCAGUGUUUGCCUGUGGGCUGUGACAUGAUGUUAGGAUCUUCAGCCAGAGAAGAUAGAUGCAGGGAGUGUGGUGGAGAUGGCAGCAGUUGUAACACUGUUCGAGGGAUCCUGGAAAUGGACGAUGAUCUUCAAGUUGGCUACAAUGACAUUCUUCUCAUACCUGCUGGUGCUACAAACAUACAAGUACGAGAAGUUCAGGCCUCAAACAACUACUUAGCAAUUAGGAAUGUGACUGGUCACUAUUACUUGAAUGGGAACUGGAGAAUUGACUUCCCUCGAAGUCUCAAGUUCGCAGGCACCAUCUUCCAUUAUGAGAGAAAACCACAUGGUUUCUAUGCUCCUGAGAGUGUUUCAGCCCUUGGACCAACAACUGAGCCCAUAUAUAUUGUUCUGCUGUAUCAGGAGACUAAUCCAGGAGUGCAGUAUGAAUACAGCAUUCCUAAGGGAGUGGCACAACAAACUGACCCUGACAGCUAUUCCUGGAUAUUUGAAGAUUUUUCAGAAUGCAGUGCCACAUGUGGAGGAGGUUACCAGAUAAGAAAUGUAACAUGUGCUAGAAGAAGAGAUCUGGAGGUGGUGCCUGAUUACCUUUGUGAUCCAUCACUGGAACCUGCAAGAAAUCAGUCUUGUGGGACAGAUCCAUGCCCACCACGCUGGGCUCUGGGAGAGUGGGGGCCAUGCAGUGAGACUUGCGGUGAAGGAGGCAGCCAAAUUCGACAAGUGUACUGUGAGCAGAUUGUGACUGGUGGGCUGCCUUCUGUGGUAGGAGAGGAGCACUGUAAAGAUGAACUGGGUCCUAAGCCACCAAACACACAGUCCUGUAAUGUGGAUGUGCCAUGUCCCACAUGGCAUGUGGGACCUUGGAAACCAUGCAAUCGUCUGUGUGGUGAAGGUAUGCAGAAAAGGCAAGUGCGCUGCUUUCGGAGAGUUGAAGGGAAGAUUGAAGUACUAGGAGACUCAGCCUGUCCUGGGGAAAAGCCAGAAGAAGAAAAACCUUGUGAACUGCGGCCAUGUGAGGGAGUUGACUGGGUAGUUUCAGAUUGGUCUGGGUGUGAAGAUAAAUGUGGUUUAACUCAAGAGACUCGCAGGAUUCACUGUGCAAAUCAGAUGGGUAAGAUUUAUCCAGAUGACCGCUGUCAUUCAUAUCGACUGCCUGAACUAACCAGAGAGUGUGAGAGUCCAGUGCCUUGUGACCAUGAAUGGUUUGCAUCACAGUGGAGUGAAUGUUCUUCUCGCUGUGGUAGUGGAGUCAAAACCAGGAAGGUAUUUUGUGGCAAAUUUGAUGGAGAUACCGUGAAGAAAGUGGAUGAUGACAAGUGUGAUUUGAGGAAGAAGUACGAAGCAGAGAGCAACUGUACAGGCAAAGAAGAAUGCAAAGGGCAAUGGUAUGCUGGGCCAUGGACUGCAUGUUCAAAACCAUGUGGAGGAGGAGUUAUGUCUCGGAAAGUUCUGUGCUUCAUUGAAAACAAAACUGUUGAUGCCAACAACUGUGACCCUAGUCUAAUUCACUUCUCUUCUGAAUCCUGCAAUAAUCAUCCCUGUAGUAAAGAUCAGAUCAUGCCCAUGGAGCCAGCACAUAUUGUGAGUGAGGAAGAAGAGGAAGAAUGUGAAGAAGAGACAGAUGGGACUGUUAUCACCAUGGACACAACACUGGGACUAGACGAAUCAGGUGUGACUCCAGUGUCUGGUGCCACAGAUUCUGAAGGUUCAGGUGAACUGGACAUCUUUUCAUCAGAAGUUGUUCCAUCUGAUACUGCAUCAUCAGGUGUCACCACAGAAGUGUCUCCUUUGACAUCCAGUAGUGACUUCUCAUCUGUUAGUACAGAGUCUGGCAUCUCUGGUAGCAGCACUAGUUCCUCAGAAUCAUUUGCCACCAGUCCAUCAUCCAUUCAAGAAGCAAUCUCUUCAUUCAGUGGUUCCAGUUCUGAUGCUGCAAGCGUAUCUGACGAUGUUAUGCUCAGUGAUUCAACUGGUGUAUCCUCUGAUCAUGAGAGCACAUUUUUCAGAGCUUCUGAUAGUUCUGGUGUAACACUGAGCUCAAAUGUCUACAGUUCUACAGAUUCAGUUCCUUCUAAUAGUGAUAGCAGUGGCAGUACUUCAUCUAGUGCAAGCCUAGAUGCAUCCACUGCUAGUUCACUGCAUAACUCAGAUCCUACAGAUGUUGGAAGUUCAUCAGAAUUUUCUACUGGUAGUGAAGCAUCAAGCAGUACAGAUUCUUCAUCUGAGACAAGCUCCUCUGAUUUUUCUAGUUCACAUAAUUCAGAUGAGACUACUGAAUCCACAGAUUCCACCUCAGAAACAGUAUCAAGUUCUGUUUCUAGUAUUAGCACUUCUUCUGACAUCACCCUAGAAACAGGGUCAGGAGAUGAAGGUUCAGGCAUGACCACUGGUUUGGAUGUGGACACUGAUAUAACAAGUGUGUUUACUGGUUCAGGUAUGGGAAGUACUGAUUUUACGCAUCCUGAUAUUGGCGGAGAAGUUGACCCAAAUGCGAUAGAAGAGAAUGGUUCAGGGGACAUUAAAUAUACUAGUGCUGUUACAGACUUAUUAUCUACCACUGAAUCAGAAUCUACAGAAAGCACAUCAGAGAGUCCCCUUUCCUCAACAGAAUCCACAGUUAGUUCUAGUACGGAAGCAACAGAAAGCUCCUUAUUUACAACAGAUUCCUCUGUAUCAAGUUUUGGAAGUACCACAGAGAUCAUGGAAGAGACAGCUAGUGUUGCAACAUCAAUAUCAUCAUCAUCAGAGAGAGAAGAGACUAGAAGUACUUCAGAGUCAGUGUCAGAAGAGUACACAAGUACUACACAGUAUACUUCAUUAAUAAGCACUACUGAAGUAACAACUACAGAGGAGUACACUCCUACAGAGUUAUCAGGAGGAACGACAUUAGAAUCAGAAGAAGAUACUGAAGGGACCUCUCCAAGUCCUAUUGAAGUGGCAAUCACCAAGGAACAGAAAGUGAAAAAGUGCAAAAGGAAGAAGAAGAAGCCUAAACCAGAGGCUAUCAAAUGUGAAGACACUAAAUUUGGCUGUUGUCCUGAUGGUAGCACUGUUGCAGAAGGUCCAUUCAGCAAAGGUUGUCCUCAACCAAAAACUUGUGAGGAGACUGAAUAUGGUUGCUGUCCUGAUGGUGUAUCUCCUGCUAAAGGCCGAAAGAAAGAAGGCUGCCCUCCAACUUAUUGUGAAGAGACCUUAUUUGGCUGCUGUCCAGAUGGCAUUAGCAUAGCAGAAGGGAAUGACAAUGAGGGCUGCGAAGAAUUGCCUGUCGACUGCAAGGAUACAGAAUUUGGAUGCUGCCCAGAUGGAAUUACUGCAGCGGCGGGAGACAGUGGCAUGGGGUGUUUUGAGUGUGAAGGCUCUGCUGAUUGUGACACAUGUAAUGCAACAAAAUAUGGUUGUUGUCCAGAUGGUGUAAGAGCAGCGACAGGUCCAGAGUUAUCAGGAUGUGAAGAUCUUGAAGGUUCUGGUGAACCUCCCACAGUAGAAGAGGUGGAUUGUUCAAAUGCAACUCACGGUUGCUGCCCAGAUGGGAGAAGAGUUGCUGCUGGACCUAACUUUGAAGGAUGUGGUGUUAUCAAUGUUGAAAAUUGUACUGCAUCAUACUUUGGGUGUUGUCCAGAUGGGGUUUCUCCAGCUUUGGGUCCACGAUAUGAAGGGUGUCGCAUGCCAUGUGAGGAUGAGCAAUUUGGUUGCUGUAGUGAUCGCAUCACCCCAGCUCAUGGACCCAAUCAGGCAGGUUGCUGCCUCACGACUCGAUAUGGAUGCUGUCCUGAUAAUAUUCUCCCUGCCCAAGGACCUAAUUUGGAAGGUUGUGGCUGUCAGUACAGUGCUUAUGGCUGUUGUCCAGACAAUGCAACAGCUGCCCGUGGUCCAGAUGCAGAAGGCUGUGGAUGCCAAUACACCAAAUAUGGUUGUUGUCCAAACCGUUACACUCCUGCAGCUGGACCUGAAUUCCAAGGUUGUCCAUGCUACACAUAUCAGUUUGGUUGCUGUCCUGAUGGUGUAACUAUUGCUAGAGGUCCCUACAAUCAAGGUUGUGGCUGUGAGAACACGGAGUUUGGUUGCUGCUUGGAUGACAGGACUCCUGCCAGAGGCCCCAAUAAGGAUGGAUGUGGUUGUGAGGCUUCUAAAUAUGGUUGCUGCCCAGAUGGUGAAACAGAAGCUCAAGGAGAGAAAUUUGAAGGAUGUAAGGAAGUGCCAGUCAUGGCUGGAGAGGCAUGCAGGCAAGAUAAAGAUCGAGGCUCCUGUCGAGAUUUCAAAGUGAAAUGGUUCUUUGACAUGGAAUAUGGAGGUUGCUCUCGUUUCUGGUAUGGAGGUUGUGAAGGAAAUGAUAACAGAUUUUCAAGUCAGGAAGAAUGCAAAGGAAAGUGUGUGGAGCCUCCAGGCAGGGAUGCCUGCUUCCUGCCAAAGAUUGAAGGCCCUUGUGAGGGCUAUUAUCCACAUUGGUAUUAUGACACAGAGAGAAAACAGUGUGGUCAGUUCAUCUAUGGUGGUUGUCUAGGCAACAACAAUAGGUUUGAAACAAGAGAAGAAUGCCAAGAUGUCUGUGUAAUUCCAGACACAUUGGAUGUAUGCGAUCAGCCCAAAGCUGAAGGACCUUGCCGAGGCAACUUCUCUCGCUGGUAUUAUGACCAAGAUUUGCGCAUGUGUCAGGCGUUUACUUACGGUGGCUGCCAUGGCAAUAGAAAUAAUUUCCACACUGAAUCAGCAUGUCAACAUCAAUGUUUGCAACCUGGCAGAAGUCGAGUAAUGGAUAAUUGUGCUCUUCCCAAGGACAUGGGUCCUUGCCCAGGUGCUAUUCUUCGCUGGUACUAUGAUGCCACAGAGAAAGUUUGCAAACAAUUUAUGUAUGGGGGUUGUCAAGGCAAUGGAAACAGGUUCAAAACUGAGGUGGAGUGCAAGAACAAAUGCCACAUUUCAAGUCAUGCAAGUUUCAGAGAUUACUGUGCAUUACCAAGGGAUCAGGGAAAUUGUACAGAACGCCUACCUCGAUGGUUCUUCGAUGCUUCAGAAAACAAGUGCAUGCCAUUCUAUUACAGUGGCUGUGAAGGAAAUGAUAAUAGGUUUGAGACUCAGAAAGCAUGUGAAGCUGAUUGCCCUCCCAAAGUGGAACAAGAUUUAUGCUUACUGCCUGCUGCAUCUGGGGAGUGCCACAACUAUACAGAGCGGUGGUACUAUGACUCGUAUCAUGUGCGGUGUACACCAUUCUACUAUGGCGGCUGUGGUGGCAACCAAAACAACUUCCCCACAAUGCAAGACUGUCAGCGACGCUGUGAAAGUGGAUACAGCACGCCAGAACCUGAAGAAGAGUUCAGGGCAGAAUGGUGUUUCCUCCAUGAUGAUCAUGGGCCCUGUUCUGAGUCACUGGCCAAAUGGUUCUAUGAUAGUCGUGAUGGAGUGUGCAAGCAGUUCCUUUAUGGAGGCUGUCAAGGAAAUAAGAACCAGUUCUCAACAAGGGAAGAAUGUGAACAAAGAUGUGGUAGUGUGCAAGAUGCUUGUGAUUUGCCUCGAGUGGUGGGUCCUUGUAGUGGCAGCAUGCCGCAAUGGUAUUAUGAUCGCAGUACAGACGCCUGUUAUGAGUUCGAUUAUGGAGGUUGCCAAGGAAAUGCAAAUCGCUUCAAUGAUCGCCAGCAGUGUGAAGAGUACUGUAAAGUAAUCACAGGCAGCACUGCUGCAGCUCUGGUCCCAGAUACACUGAUUCUCACAACACAGGCACCACUGUUUAUCACGGAUAUCUGUAGUACACCUGUGGACACAGGGCCAUGUCAAGAAGAACAUGCUGCCUGGUACUACGACAGAAACACAGGUGCAUGCCAGGCCUUCAUAUAUGGUGGUUGUGGUGGAAAUGCCAACAGAUUUGAGUCUGAAGAACAAUGUGAGAGGCACUGUGGAAGUUUCAAAGGCCAGGAUGUAUGCAAUGUUCCCUAUGAAAGUGGCCCUUGCCGAGGAUAUUUCCAAAAAUGGUACUAUAAUCCUUCGGUUGGUGGUUGCCAACAAUUUUUGUAUGGAGGCUGUGGUGGCAAUGGCAAUCGCUUUAGUUCUCUGGAGGAGUGUGAAACCAUCUGUCUUCAUCGUGAAGAAUUGUUUCCUCGUGGCAAUGACACAACUUUAUCUCACCAAGCUGUAUGUCGGCUGCCUGUAGACACCGGCCCAUGUUCAGGUGGCUACUAUAAGAGGUGGUAUUUUGAUGAGGAUCGACGGACUUGCAUUCCUUUUAUCUACACUGGUUGUGCUGGAAAUCGCAACCGAUUCAAGAACUUCCAAUCUUGUCUCAAAUUUUGCUCUGUAGUCUUGCAAGAAGGGUAUGGAGAGCCCAGUGUAACUGAUGUGCGACCUAAUGAGAUUGAUGUAGACUCUGGUCCAGAGAAGCCUAGUGAAGACAAAUGCCGAGAUGCUAUAUUGAAAUGCAAAGUGUUACAUUGUCCUUAUGGUGUGGAGCGAUCUGUGGAUUCUGAUGACUGUGAGACAUGUCAAUGCCAUGAUCCUUGCAAGGAUUACUCCUGUCCUGAUGAAACGAGAUGUGCUGUUGACCUGUAUCAGAAUUCACAAACAGGAGAGACAGAGUUCAGAGGAGUCUGCAGACCAACAAACAAACCUGGACAUUGUCCCAGAUUUGCAGUCAGUGAUGGAACUUGCAUUCAGGAGUGCCAAUCAGAUGCAGAUUGUACAGGAGAUACCAAGUGCUGCUUCAGUGGCUGUGUCUCUUCUUGUUUGAACCCUGUGUUGGCUGAGCACAUAACCACAGAAGCACCACGCUUACCACCAGAGUCUUAUGGUGAACCAGGAGAUGAACCUCCAACGUUUGAGGAAACAGAAACAGAGCCUCAUGUGCGUGCUGAGGAAGGGAAUUAUGUGACAUUGCCUUGCAUAGCAAGAGGUAGACCACCUCCAACAAUCACAUGGAGGAGGGAAGGAGUUCUGAUUGAUGGUUCUGGAAGGCAUAAAUUACUGCUGGAUGGAUCUCUGCAGAUAAUUAGUUUAUAUCGUAAGGAUGCCGGUGUUUAUAUCUGCACAGCAGAUAAUGGUAUUGCACAGCCAAUACAAAGAGAAUUUCAGUUAGAUGUCACAGAGCCUAGUUCACGUCCUGCUGAGGUGAUUGGUGAAGACAAGACAUAUGUGGUGGUGACACUGGGUGCCCCAACAGUACUACAGUGCUAUGCAAUGGGCUGGCCUCCUCCAACUGUCACUUGGUGGCGUGGUGAUCGCAUGCUGCCACUAAGUUCAGAGCAGUUUGAACAGCGACGAGAUUAUUCCCUCUUGAUCCGUUCUGUAACCUUAAGAAACCUUGGUCCCUAUACAUGCCAAGCAUAUAAUGGCUACGGCAGAGCUGCAUCAUGGACUGUUACAGUUCAGGCUGUGGGUCCUGUAUACUCUGGGGAUUCUGCAUAUAAUGAAUACCUUGUUCCCCCACCAAGGAGACCUGAAACCCCUGACACAGGAGCUUCUACAGAAAGACCUUCAUAUCCUUAUCGUCCUGUUCGGCCAUCUCCCCAACCUCAGUCUAGGCCCAUCCCUACUACAAUACAACUCACAUCUCCACCAGAAAUUCCACCCCAGUCUGGCCCUGAACUUACUCCAAGAGUUUUCAUAGUUCCUGUGCAAGCCAAUGUAUCCCUCACUCGAACGGUUUAUCCCAUUGGGAGUGACAUCUCAAUUCCAUGUGAUGUUGAUGGGUACCCUAUUCCUCAAGUAGUGUGGUACAAGGAUGAACAGUUGUUGGAACCCAGUGAAAGGAUACACAUCACAGAAAACAAUCGUCUGUUGAUUGUGCGAGCGAAUGGAAGUGAUGCUGGAACAUAUAGAUGUUCAGCUUCAAAUCAAUAUGGACAUUCCUCUAGUUCGAUCUCCAUAGCAGUGGAAGGGGUAUAUAUCCAUCCAAACUGCACAGACAAUCCAUUCUUUGCCAACUGCCGCCUCAUUGUGGCCGGUCAGUACUGCACACAUAAGUACUAUGCCCGCUUUUGCUGCAAGUCAUGUACACAGGCUGGACAGCUGCCAUCCUAUGGUCCACACCUGGAGAAAUCAGGUACAGGUAUAAGCAGUAGCAGGAGGAAAUGACACUCACCACUAGUCACACCCACUGUUGAGUGGCCUAAUACUCGUUAUAGUAAAACAGACUGUUGAGACGGUGUUACGUGUUCCUGCUGCGUUUGCAUCAUUUUUCUAAAUAUAGUGAAGUAACAAUAAAUCUCAUUCCAUGUGUAAAUUGUGCUAGCAUCAAAAGCAUGACAAAAAGCAUAUUUUCUUUUAAUCUGGUUUGUAUUUUAAUUUAUAAGACUGUUGAACUUGUUACACCAAUUUUACCAGCUUCAGAAUCAUGGCAAGAGCCAUGUUUGCUUUGAACUAAGCUUUAUGUUUUAAUUUAUGUCUUGUGUACGAUACCAAGCUACAUCAAUUUUAUCUAAGUCUCAGUGUACAGCGUCAAACAGCCAACCAUCCAACCAAUCAACAAACCAAACACCCAACCAACCAACAAACGAAUCAACCAACCAAUUAACCAAUCAAUCAACCCAUACUAUUUAUAUGAUAUUUGAUGUUAUUAAUUUGUGGACAGAGAGUCCUUAAAAUAAAAUGUCUUCUACGAUGAGGUAAUUCACUUAAGUGCCUUAAUAAAUGUGUUAUAUUAAAGAUAUUGAUCACAGGCAAUGGUGCCCAAGGUGCAUAAGUAGUAUUGUAUAAUUUAAUGGGCAGUGUUAAAUAGUGUAAAUUGUAUGUCACUUUGUAUAGAUUUGUUAAAAAUACGUUUUGGGUGAAGUUUCAUAUUUACUUCUCCAUUUUCAGCCUAUUUUACAAGGAUACCAUUGAAGUAAAACAUUUGAAGACAGUUGAAACGAUUUCGUAACUAACAUGUCAGGUUUUAAUAUAACAAAGAACAAAAGGCUCAGAAGCUCAUGUGCAGCCCACCAUGUAACAACCAGUCAAAGACUUUCCAUUAAUGUACUUCUUCAGUCUCUAUACUAUAUUUUAGUCUUUUAUUUUUUGUAGUCAGAUCUUUCUGAUAUCUUAAUCGUAGUAUGCACUUGUAAUUUUGUGUGUGAAUGUUUCAAUUUAAAGAUUCAUCCAAUCGUGAUGCUCACAGAACUCCACUGCCACUUGUUUAUUCCUGUAAGACACUUCAAGUGUCAGAAAUUCUAUGUUAUUUUGUCGUGUACAUUAUUUACAAAUGAAAUUAUGAUUAAUAAUGAUAUGAGAUAGAAGUGAUGUCAUUGAAGUGCCUUUUCUUUUUUCAUACAAACAGAUUCUUAAUGUGAAAAUAAUACAUGUUAAUUUACAAGUGGAACAUGAUGUCUGUUUCCACAUAUUUUGCUAUUAGUAAUAUGUACAUACAAAAAACUAAAAAUAAAUACUUUAAUACAUAUUUA